Messenger RNA from Corticium candelabrum, 1623 nucleotides. Its product is annotated as SURP and G-patch domain-containing protein 1-like. Gene Ontology annotation, cellular component: nucleoplasm. Gene Ontology annotation, biological process: RNA processing. The record is from RefSeq and is a predicted model, not a curated record. Gene Ontology annotation, molecular function: RNA binding. Bases 22 to 1422 code for a protein of 466 amino acids. NCBI's taxonomy places the organism in Eukaryota, Metazoa, Porifera, Homoscleromorpha, Homosclerophorida, Plakinidae. The transcript has 8 exons.
UAUUAAUGUGUUUGGUUUAGUAUGGAUUUGACGUCGUUUCAGUUGUCGUUUGCCAAUGACGGCAGCUUCAUGAAACAGUUCAUGGAAAUGCAGCAAGCCGCCGGUGGCAGUAAAGACGGACGACCAGCCGAACCCGGAAGUUCCAAUGAAAUGUCGUCUGCCGCGGAAAGGAAAGACGAAGAUGCGAGGAAAACAACUCCAACGAGCCGGAUAGGAGGCAUUAAGAUUAAAAUGAAGACCAGUUUAAACCGGGGCCCCGAUUUGGGGUUCGCUCGGUCGGUUGCGACGAACAGCCGGGCACUCACGAACGUCUUCGACUCCCCAGAUUCGCCGGAAGAAAGUGAAACAUCUAGAAAGCGGCUGGUUUCGUCCCCAGAGGCACAGUCUCAAGUGAUUGAUGAGAAAGAGGUAGCAGAGAAACUUGCAAGAGUCGUCGCUCAAGGAGGAGCAGCAGUUGAGCGGAUGGCGUUGAAGAAUAAUAGAGACAAGCCGCACUUUAGAUUCCUGUAUGACACAGAGUCUGAGAUGCACAAGUUCUAUCAAGAGAAGGUGCGUGAAUUUUUACAGACCAUUAAAGAAGAGAACGUUUCAGGUCCAGAAGAUAUCGAAACUCAGAAGCAAGACGAGAGCAGUUCAGCAGCCAGUCGUAAGAGAAAACGUCGCAGCCGAUGGACAGAAGAUUCAAGCAAGACAGAACCAGCAAACAAGGUAGUAAGUCAAGGAAGUGAACAGCAAGCUUUAGAAGACUCGUUUCCACAACAAACGCAUUCAAAAUUGGAUGAACAAACAGUAAACAAAGCUGCACAGCCGGAUGUGUUCAUGGGUCAAUAUCAGGAAGCUAUUAGGAGAGCUCAGCAGCUGGCCCAGCCACUUACUGCUCAGAGGAAAAUAGCUAGUCAGCCAGCUGUACAAAGGAAGAAAUCUAGUAAAUUGGAUUAUGACAGUGAUGAGGACACAGAAGGUGGUACAUGGGAGCAUAAAUCUAGAAUGGCUGAAAUGGCUAAAACAAAACAGGUGGCAAAGACAUUGACAGAAGCAUCCGAGGGAAAGCAUCACUUGGCAGACUUCCUGCCACGUGACGAACUUGAGAAAUUCACAGAGAGAGUCAAGGCAGCAAAAGAAGGAAGACAAUCAGAUGUCUCAGAUUACAAGGAGCACAAACUGACGUCAGACAACAUUGGCUACAAAAUGCUUGCAAAAGCUGGAUGGAAGGAAGGCCAAGGUCUUGGGUCGACUGGAACGGGAAUCACAGCUCCAGUCAAUAAAGGCAAAGUGGCAUAUGACAAUGCUGGUCUUGGUGUUGAAAGACCAGAAGAAGUCAGUAAUGAUGACGAUGAGUUUGAUGUCUAUCGCAAACGUAUGAUGUUGGCUUAUCGAUUUAGACCGAACCCACUGAAUAAUCCAAGACGGCCAUACUACUGAUGAACACAUCAUGUACAAACUUGUGUAUUUGGUGUAGAACUAGUGCUUCUGUAUUAUUUACAAUGGGAGGGAUAAAUAGAUUGGAAUCUAAUAGACUGUUGUAUGUCGUGGUGUGUGGGUCAUAGGGUCAUAGUUCAGAGAUUCAGGGCUGUCGUCUGUCCAUAGCUGUACAAAGAUGGAUUUUGUCUGAGUGUUCUAGUA